This is a messenger RNA of Pteropus alecto (black flying fox), 3595 nucleotides long. RefSeq names its product transcriptional adaptor 2B (gene TADA2B). The transcript is spliced from 3 exons. Bases 1 to 1248 code for a protein of 415 amino acids. NCBI's taxonomy places the organism in Eukaryota, Metazoa, Chordata, Mammalia, Chiroptera, Pteropodidae. The record is from RefSeq and is a predicted model, not a curated record. Gene Ontology annotation, biological process: chromatin remodeling; regulation of transcription by RNA polymerase II. Gene Ontology annotation, cellular component: nucleus; SAGA-type complex. Gene Ontology annotation, molecular function: chromatin binding; zinc ion binding; protein binding.
AUGGGGGGCCUACUGCGCUGCCUGGCCGAGGUGAGCCCGCUGCGCUUCCGCUGCACCGAGUGCCAGGACAUCGAGCUGUGCCCCGAGUGCUUUUCGGCCGGCGCCGAGAUCGGCCACCACCGCCGCUACCACGGCUACCAGCUGGUGGACGGCGGGCGCUUCACGCUGUGGGGGCCCGAGGCCGAGGGCGGCUGGACCAGCCGCGAGGAGCAGCUGCUGCUGGACGCCAUCGAGCAGUUCGGCUUCGGAAACUGGGAAGAUAUGGCCGCUCACGUCGGAGCUUCCCGGACUCCCCAGGAAGUGAUGGAGCAUUACGUAAGCAUGUACAUCCACGGCAACCUGGGGAAGGCCUGCAUCCCUGACACCAUCCCCAACCGGGUGACAGACCACACCUGCCCCAGUGGAGGCCCCCUGUCGCCCAGCCUCACUACCCCCUUGCCUCCCCUAGACAUCUCGGUGGCUGAGCAGCAGCAGUUGGGCUACAUGCCGCUGCGGGACGACUAUGAGAUCGAGUAUGACCAGGACGCCGAGACGCUCAUCAGCGGGCUCUCGGUGAACUACGACGACGACGACGUGGAGAUCGAGCUGAAGCGCGCGCACGUGGACAUGUACGUGCGGAAGCUCAGGGAGAGGCAGCGGCGUAAGAACAUCGCGCGGGACUACAACCUGGUGCCGGCCUUCCUGGGGCGGGACAAGAAGGAGAAGGAGAAGACGGCCAAGCGCAAGAUCACCAAGGAGGAGAAGGAGCUGCGGCUGAAGCUGCGGCCGCUCUACCAGUUCAUGUCCUGCAAGGAGUUCGACGACCUGUUCGAAAACAUGCACAAGGAGAAGAUGCUGCGGGCCAAGAUCCGCGAGCUGCAGAGGUACCGGCGCAACGGCAUCACCAAGAUGGAGGAGUCGGCCGAGUACGAGGCGGCGCGGCACAAGCGGGAGAAGAGGAAGGAGAACAAGAACAGCGCGGGCUCCAAGCGCGGCAAGGAGGACGGCAAGGACGGCGAGUUCGCCGCCAUCGAGAACCUGCCGGGGUUCGAGCUGCUGUCGGACCGCGAGAAGGUGCUCUGCAGCUCUUUGAACCUGAGCCCCGCGCGCUACCUGACCGUGAAGACCAUCAUCAUUAAAGACCACCUCCAGAAACGGCAGGGCAUCCCCUCCAAGAGUCGCCUUCCCAGUUACUUGGACAAAGUCCUCAAGAAAAGGAUUUUAAACUUCCUCACGGAGAGCGGUUGGAUCUCCCGGGACGCUUCCUGAAGCGAUCCUGGCAAAGCUGGGCCGCUGCUGGAAUCGCCCGGGAGCCAGGCCGCCCGGGGCCGGGGGAGGGGCAGGGGCAGGGACCGCUUUUCCCGCCGUUGGUCUUCUGUAAGCAAAUCGCGUUCCUUUUUCUAGGGUAUAAAUUCUUUUCAUGGGCCUCUGAGAGAAGCAAUAGUAAGUCUUAGAUCAUGGGGGAAACAAAUACAUGUACGUUGUACCUUGGUCCCAAAAGUGACAGUUUAAGAUGACGAUUUGCCUUUCUGUGUUCAGUUUGGAGAGUAUGAUGAGAUUGGAUGAUUUCCUCUCGUGAGUUUCCCUGUGGUGCAUAACUGUUGUGCCGCGGGUGACGGGAGCAGCUGUCCCUGCUGGGCCGCCGGCCGCCAGCGUUACCCUGCGGUACAAGCCCCGGCACGUGGCACUUUAGGUGGGGCCGCGGGGCAGGACGAGGUCUUCUUGGAACUUGAGGCCUACGUCGAACUCAGUGACCAGAUGCGCGUCCCCUGGACUGCUUGGCGGCGGCAGAGCUGAGCUCGUAGUCCCCAAGUCCCAUGCCGCCCCUGGCCUGUGCCUCCGGGCGCUGCCCCCGCCAGCCGCCUAGUGCAGCCAGGACGCCGCCACAGGGCCAGCGUGGACGCCCAGGACGCUGAGCCAGCCUCCCUGGGGCCGCUGCUGGCCGCUUUUUGUGCUAGCUGUGCAGUUUAGUUACAAGAACUCAUUUUAGAAAGAUCGUGGCCGAGAGUGCUGAGUUCUGGCGUUAGCUUCCUCCAGAAUUUUCAUGACAGUGUCAACUACCUUUUUCACUGGGACUCUGACCAAGCUAGCCCAGCAAGCAUCUCACCAGGCAUCUGCAGACCAGCCAGGUGAGAUGGGGCGGCUCACAUGGCUGGGCCGGGCUGAGGCCGGUGCGCUGCUCCUCUGGGGCACUGGUCACUGUCCUGAACCAGACUCAGACGUGGCUUCCGCCCAGCCCUCAUUAGAAGUUUUUCAGGGCCCUCUUUCAUGGCUACAUGGUACCUUCCUUCUGGAACUUGAGUCAGUCAUUUGUCUUCCGGCUGCUCAGGGUUCUCACGUCCAAGACCCUGCUUUAGAGUCUGUGGAGUGACCGGGGGGACCCAGCGCUCCAUCCCUGCCCCUGCUUGCCCUGCUCCUCCCGCCCCCAUAGCUACCAAGAGACUGUUUACCUCCCAGAACGUUUGGGCUUGAAGUUCCAUUAAAGUGAAGUUAUUUGAAAGAAAACAAACCCUCAUUAUUUCCAAGGACGACUUAAUUACGGUGCCUUUUCCUUUCUUUUACAUCCUCUGUCCCCCUAGAGUAAAUUUUUCAGCAUUAAAUAAAACCUAUCAGAUCUGUCAUAACUGGCUUUAGUUGUAAAGUACUUGCAUGCUGGCGAGAAGGUCUUGUUAGCUGAGCGGGGGACUUCUCUGACAACAGUGAGCGUGGUUGCUCCUGAGGGCCACCUCCACACGGUCCCCUGCGGGAUAAGUGCCGCUGACACAGAGCAGGUGUCGCCUUCCACUGAGCAGUGAGGGAGCGGGUGCUAAGGUUUCACAGCUUUCUUGGCCAGUGGUUGUCACCCGGGGUUCCUGGACCAGCAGCACCAGUCUCCCCUGGGAACCUGCUAAGAUGCAGGCGCUCAGGCCCCACCCAGUCCCCCAGAGUCAGAAAUGAGGGGAGGGCCUACGGAGCCGUUCGCGCCAGCCUUCCAGGUGGCCGGGAUGACGUUGGCGCCCCACUGGCUUUAGCUACCCCGGCGUCGUCAUCCCAUGGAUUUUCUACAUCAGAUGCCGUUUGGUGAGGUUUUAAACUUAGUCUUAUUUUUAUAUAAAAUGAUUGCCAGACUUUCAUUAAGCUUGAGAAGCAAAACAUCCCUGUAAAUGUGUGGCCCAGGCCAAGAGCUGUCAAAUGAAAACUUUGUGCUUACGCAGAUUUUUAGUAUGUAUAUCUUUUUGAUGGUAUGAAGAAUUUAUUUAGGCUUGACUGUUUGAAAACACCAUAAUGAAUGUAUAAUUAAUUUAUGUUAAAGUAUUAACACUUUGUUACGAAAGUACUUUUAUGAUUCGUUGCCUUUAUCCCAUCACCUCCAGCUAUGACUGUCACAUUAGUCCCCAUCCCUGCUGUUAGCUCAGAGCCUUUACGUUUCUGUAUUUAAUUCUCAUGGUACACUAGUCACCAUAAUCCCAUGGAAUUAGGUCUUUUCAAAAUUUCAACUCUUAACUUUGAGUCAAGUUCGGUAAUUCAGCUAUUCUAAAUACUCUGGACGGCCAGCAUUCCAAGAAUGUAUUAAAACCGAAACUCUGACUGCUGUUUUUAUUGCCCUUUUACAUAUUAAAACAAGUUGAGAACAAAA